Molecule: messenger RNA, 1829 nt
Organism: Anopheles maculipalpis
Lineage: Eukaryota; Metazoa; Arthropoda; Insecta; Diptera; Culicidae
Product: ATP-binding cassette sub-family G member 1-like
Exons: 3
Coding region: 48-1829 (593 amino acids)
Cellular component (GO): plasma membrane
Molecular function (GO): ATP binding; ABC-type transporter activity; ATP hydrolysis activity
Source: RefSeq, a predicted model, not a curated record
CACUGGUACGGCUAGUGUUUCAGUGUUGCAUCGUGCGUCACGCAGCGAUGACGAUGGCGACCAGCGAGGAGUUCGAGCUGAAGCGCAUGUCAACCCCGCUGCAAGACUUUGUGCCAUCGACGAUACGGUUCCGGAACGUAGUUUAUCGUACAAAUGAAAAGGAAAUUCUGAGCAAUAUCUCGGGCCGCUUCCAACAUGGUCGACUGGUAGCACUGAUGGGACCAUCCGGAGCGGGUAAAUCAUCGCUUCUGAACGUGCUUUCUGGCGCACAAAUAUUCGGUAUGAUCGGAACAGUUACCAUCAACGGUGAACCGGUAGAGGAGAACGACCCACGCAGUGUGUACGUCGAGCAGGAGUGUCCACUGUUGGUAUUUCUAACCGUCCAGGAAACGAUGCAGUUUGCAGUAGAUAUGAAGAUGCCACAGCGCUCACUUCAGUCGGUGAAGGAAGCGAAAAUCGACGACAUACUGGAGAUGGUUGGUUUGAACGAAUCCCGCAACACCGUUGUGAGGAAUCUCUCCGGUGGGGAACAACGCCGACUAGCAGUGGCAGUGGAGCUGAUUACCAAUCCACCGAUUAUGCUGCUAGACGAACCGACCAGCGGGUUGGAUAGUGUAUCUUCCACCCAAGUUAUCUCGCAUCUAAAGUCACUGGCCAUGAGUGGACGUACGAUCGUGUGCACGAUACAUCAGCCGGCGUCAAGCCUGUUCCAGCUGUUUGACGAUGUGUACUUACUACGCCAAGGUCGAUGUCUGUAUGCGGGUCCGGUGGAGAAUAUGUUGGUUAGGUUCGCACGUGUUGGACUUCGAUGUCCGGAGUAUUACAAUCCAGCCGACUUUGCGCUGGAAUCGAUAUCCGCCAAUCAACCCGAAGCACACCGAAUGCUCUGUCAGCUGGUGGAUGAAGAAAUGCGUGAGAUCAACGCGGGAGCUCCAUCGAGUCCUACGACUCUUGCUGCUCAGCUAGUACCCGGGAAGCGGAUCGCUCGUUAUCAAACUGCCUGCUACUAUCAACUUUACACACUGCUCAAGCGUUCCGUGCUGUCGUCAGCUCGUGAUGAGUUUUUCCUCAAAAUACGACUCGGCAUGCAUCUUGCACUGGGUCUCGUGUUUGGAGCCGUACACUACAAUGCCGGUUCGGAGGCGGCCAAAGUGCUCGCUAACGUUGGUUGCUUUUUUCAGCUGUUCGCUUUCGUGUACUUCACCAAUGCCGUGUCGGUAGUAAACUAUGCGGACGAAGUGAACGUCGCAAUCAAGGAGAUCGCCAACAAUUGGUACAGCCGCGAGGCGUACUUUUUUGCCAAGCUCAUCCACGAUCUUCCCCUGCAGCUGUUUUGUCCCUCGUUUCUGCUGGCGAUCGUGUACUAUCUCACCGAACAACCAAUGGAGUGGAUGAGGUUUGGAAUGUUGCUCGGUGUAUUUGCUGUUGGUGGUGUGAUCGGCCAAAGUUUGGGACUGAUAGGAGGUAUCUGUUUUGAAGUGAAAAUGCAAAAUUUCUUCGUCGCGAAUGCGUGUAUUGUGCCGAUUCUGUUUUCGGGAUUCUUUGUCAAUGCGGGCGAUAUGAUCUCGAUCCUGCGGCCACUUAGUACGGUGUCGUUCUUUCGGUAUCAGUUUCACGGUGCAAUGCAGGCGCUUUAUGGAUACGAUCGGGGUACGAUUCCUUGUGGGCAGGUGUACUGUUACUAUAAGAAGCCGUCCACCAUACUUGAGCAGUUCGAUAUUGACGCGUAUGGGUAUGGCACUAGUAUUUCGAAAGCGUUGGUGUUGGUGUUGAUAAUGCAGUUGAUUAUUUACGUUGGGUUUAUGGUGCGAUUGCGACGAAUAAAGUGA